UUACAGGUUUGGUUGCUUUAGUUUAGAAUAUGCUAUUCAUUUAUUACCAUAAAUAAUCAAACCAUAAUUAAUUUUUUUGUUUAUUUAAAUGCAUUGCUAAAGAUAGAAUUAUAAUAGUAAAAAAAGAACUAUUAAUAUAUAUACCUCUAGACAUUUGCUUUGUUUUAAUGGGUAUGUUCUUAACUUUGGUUCAUGUAAGGUGGUAUGGUAUUUUAGUGAAUUAUGUUCUCCUAAAUUGGAAAGCAGUUAAAAUAUCAAGCACAACAAUAUUAUAAACAAUUAAAUACAACCGCAUGAAAAAAAAAAAACUGUAUUCAUAAUUAUCCAACAAUUUCACUACCCAAAAUUAAACAAACAAACAAACAAAAAUAUUUCCCUAAAAAUAAAAUUGGAAAUCUAAGAAUCAAGAACUCAAAAUCAAAAUAAAAAAUCGAUUCUGUCCUUUGAAUCAUUGGAUUCCAAUUCCUAUCCAAAUUUAGGAAAGAAAAAGAAAUCCUAAACUCUUAUUAUUGUCUUUCUUCCAAUUUAAACUUUUUCCUUUUUCUCUCUCCCAACCGUAAAACUGCUGUUUUUGCUGUCUUUUCUUUUCUUUUCCUUCCAAUUUUUAUCUAUUAAAAGUUCUUUGCCACUCUCAACCUUUUUUCAAACUAAGUUCUUUUCCUCUAUAUUAAAAGAGUUUUCCAAACAAUCUCCAUCUUCCCCCAUAACAAAAUACAACAACAACAAGAGCACAACGUACAAAUUCUUCUUCUUUUAUUUUGUUUUUCUAUUUCUUUCUUUACCUAACAAUGUCUAACUAAAAGACGAUCUUGGCCGUCGUCUUUGAUCAUCAUGUCUUCCCUUUUAAAUUCUUCCAACUUGGUCUUCGCCACCGUCAUGGUGGUCUCCAGCACGGCCCUCAUUCUCGCCUUACUCCGUCAGAAUAAACCCGAUCUCUCCUCUCCUCCCCCAUCCCAACUCUCCGGCGAAACCACUUCCCCCAAAUCCCAACUUCAGAUUCUCCGCCCUUGCCUCUCUUCAGGUGGGAAGAAAGGAAAGAAGAAGAAGAAAGUACAGUUUGCAGAGAAUAACAAUAACAAUACUAAUAGUGAUGUGAAGAAGAAAGGAAUUAAAGAAAUACAAAGAGAGAAGAUAAUGUUGAUGAUGAUGAAGAAAAAUGAGAGAUUGAAAUUAGUGAAGAAAGUUCAAUGCAGAAAUAAUAAUAAUGCAAAAUCUUCAUCUUCAUCAUCAUCAUCAUCGUCAUCAUCAAAUCAUCGAAUCCCCCAAAAUAGACUUACUCUCUACAAUGCUAUUCUAAGAGAUCGUUGUGCUCAUAGAAUCCAAUUUUCUUACUAAUUUUUUUUUUCCUUCCUAAUUUCAUGUAAAUAUUAUUUUCCCCAUUGGAUUAUUUUUUAUUUUGAUGUUGUUUAA
Molecule: messenger RNA, 1410 nt
Organism: Cucumis sativus (cucumber)
Lineage: Eukaryota; Viridiplantae; Streptophyta; Magnoliopsida; Cucurbitales; Cucurbitaceae
Exons: 2
Coding region: 832-1335 (167 amino acids)
Source: RefSeq, a predicted model, not a curated record